AUGACAACUCGUGCUAUUAAAGCACCGAGAUACCCGCAGUUAACCCUCCGGGUAUACCAGGCCAACAGUUCUCUUCUUGCCGAACCAAUCUGGGAGGAGGAUCUUGGAGAAGACCCCAUGGGCAGCAUUCUCAGGGAGCUAGAUGCGGCUGAACGAAUGGAAGUUGAGGUUUUCAUGCGCCUAGGAGGACUGAUAGCGUGA
This is a messenger RNA of Penicillium vulpinum, 201 nucleotides long. RefSeq lists its product as uncharacterized. The transcript is spliced from 2 exons. The coding region runs from base 1 to 201 and encodes 66 amino acids. The record is from RefSeq and is a predicted model, not a curated record. NCBI's taxonomy places the organism in Eukaryota, Fungi, Ascomycota, Eurotiomycetes, Eurotiales, Aspergillaceae.